CACAUUGCUUACAGAGGUAGAGAACCGAGCAGCAUUUCAUUCUUCAACAAGAUCCAGCGACGCGGCUGCGAUGAGCAGCCCAUCUUGACCUCUUCUCCCACAUCACAUUGACAUGGCAGGAUAUCUCGACAGCGUGACCAUCAUCGGCGCAGGCCUCGGAGGCUGCGCACUCGGCCUCGCACUCUCCGCCAGAGACAUCCCCGUCACCAUCUACGAAAGCCGACCAGAAGUAUCUGGCGUGAUCCCCUCGGGCGUAAUCCUCACACCCAACGGCCUCCGCAUCCUCGACCGCCUCGGAGUCUACGAACGCAUAAAAGAUAGGUGCUACGUAACAACAGACCGCAUAUUCCUCAACGAGGCAGGUGAAAUAACAAAGAAGGUCCCUCUUGGAGGCCCGGAGGUCAAUGGCUACUGGAACCACCGUAUAUGGCGCGGCCUCUUGCUCGACGAAAUGCGUCUGAUGCUCAAAGAACGCAACGUCCCCAUCCACUACAACUCCAAAUUCAACGGCAUAGUCUCCGAAGACCCCUCUACAGGCGUCACAUUCCUCAUCAACAAUACCCCCCACCAAACCUCCCUCCUCAUCGGCUCCGACGGAAUCUACAGCACCCUCCGCACCCACCUGUCCCCCACAACGCAACCAACCUACACCGGCCUCCUCGGCAUCCUCGCCCACAUCCCCUGGUCCUCCGUCUCCUGGCCCUCUCCAGACUUCCCCGGCAACGCAACCCUCCAAGGCAAACCCGCCUCAAUUUUCUGGAUCGCCGAAGACCCUCCCUCCACCCACCCCUCCCCCCAAAUCAUGAUCGGCCUCCAAACCCAACACUCCCAGGAAUACUCUCGCACCGACCUCGAAAGCCUCCAAAACGAUAAAUCCCGCCUCCUCCAAUUCUACAAAAAAUCAUACUCCGAACACGGUCCGCUCGCGCGAAGCAUUAUAGAUGCAAUAGAACAAUACAAAGAAACACUCUACAUCUGGCCCUUUAUGAAAAUGCCCAAAAUGUCAACCUGGUACAGCACAAAAUGCUCAGGUCGAAUAAUCCUCGUAGGAGAUGGAGCACAUGCUUUACCGCCAAGUAGUGGACAAGGCGUGAAUCAAGCUUUAGAAGAUGUUUACUCUCUUGUACUAGUCUUAGAAGAGGCAUCCAAGGGAUUUACGAGUAAUGAUGGUGAUGGGAAAGAGGGAUUACUAGAAGCAUUAGAAUUCUGGCAAAAAAUUCGACAAGACCGGAUUGAUGCGAUUUAUGACUGGACGAUGAAUACGAAUAAUGUGAAUCGGUUACCGGAAGCUGAGAGGGAGAAAUUGAUGAAAGAGGGGAAAAUGAGAGUGGGGGAGGGGGAUGAUACGAGGUGGUUGUUUGGGUAUGAUUAUGAUGAGGUGGUGAAGGAUUGGAUAGAGAAGAGGAAAGAGAAGAACAGGUGA
Molecule: messenger RNA, 1423 nt
Organism: Cercospora beticola
Lineage: Eukaryota; Fungi; Ascomycota; Dothideomycetes; Mycosphaerellales; Mycosphaerellaceae
Product: FAD-dependent oxidoreductase
Molecular function (GO): monooxygenase activity; FAD binding
Source: RefSeq, a predicted model, not a curated record